Ogataea haglerorum is the source of this 3678-nucleotide messenger RNA. RefSeq lists its product as uncharacterized. Gene Ontology annotation, molecular function: structural molecule activity; protein binding. NCBI's taxonomy places the organism in Eukaryota, Fungi, Ascomycota, Pichiomycetes, Pichiales, Pichiaceae. The record is from RefSeq and is a predicted model, not a curated record. Bases 1 to 3678 code for a protein of 1225 amino acids. Gene Ontology annotation, cellular component: COPII vesicle coat; endoplasmic reticulum exit site. The transcript has a single exon. Gene Ontology annotation, biological process: endoplasmic reticulum organization; endoplasmic reticulum to Golgi vesicle-mediated transport; COPII-coated vesicle cargo loading.
AUGGUCAAAUUGAGGGAAGUCGCCGAAACGGCAACUUUUGCCUGGUCAUAUGAUUCAAUGCCAUUGAUGGCCACUGGAACAUUGGCAGGUGCCAUGGAUGAAACUUUCUCUUCGGAAUCUGCAUUGCAAAUAUGGGAUGUUUUCAGCAAGGACGUGCCAUUGGCCAAAUUCUCUCUUGACAACAAAUUCACUUCGUUAGCUUGGAGUAAACCAUCUGACAAGUAUGAGAGAGGGAUUCUUGCUGGUGCCUUUGAAAAUGGAGCUAUCCAGCUAUGGAAUUCCGGUUCUUUGCUCGACAAUCCGGACCUUUCAGCAAGCUCAGUGGCUGAAUAUAAGAAACACACCGAAUCUGCUCUACAGGUGAAAUUCAAUCCCUUGCAGGACCACAUUCUUGGUUCUUCCGGAACCAAAGGCGAAAUAUUCAUUUGGGAUACAAACAAGGGAUCGUCGUUUUCGCCUGGACAGGCAAUGUCGCCAAUGGACAAAGUUUCCUCGUUCUCGUGGAAUAAUAGCCAAUCGCACAUUUUUGCAUCUGCAGGAAAUACUAGCUACACGUCAAUUUGGGAACUGAAAGCCAAAAGAGAAGUGCUUCAGCUUAGUUAUUCGGGGUCCAACUUGUCGGUGGUCGAAUGGCACCCAACGGAGAGUACAAAGCUUGUUACUGCCUCAGAUUCCGACGGCGCCCCUGUUAUUCUGACAUGGGACCUUAGAAAACAUACAACUCCCGAGCUGGUAUUGAAAGGACAUAGAAAGGGUGUUUUAUCGCUUGACUGGUGUAAACAAGAUCCUGGAUUAUUGCUUUCGAGUGGAAAAGACGAUUCCACCAUUUUGUGGAAUCCUCUUUCUGGCCGGAAGCUUUGCGAGUAUCCGUCGUUGCCGAACUGGGUCCAUGAGACCAAGUUCGCUCCCAAACUUCCUGAAGUGUUUGCUAGUGCAUCGUUCGACAAGAAAAUACUAGUGCAGUCGUUGCAAGACACUUCUCCACCAGUGUCUGCUAAAGUCAAUUCUGCUAACGAGGAUGACUUCUGGAAUCAGCUUUCUUCUACGGACACUCAGCAGCCUAUUUUUGAGGUGAAGCAGGCCCCUACUUGGUUACAAAGACCAGUUUCUGCAACAUUCGGUUUUGGAGGAAAGGUGGUCGUUACCAAGAACGAACAGAAAGGAUCAUAUAUUAAGAUUUCUAAGUUCAAAGCUAGCAAAGCUGUUGAGGAAGCUGCCAAGAAACUGGGGUCUGCCAUCCAAAGUGGUAAUUUCAAACACCUUUGUGAAGCAAGAGCCGAGACCGCUGAAGAAUACGCAGGAAGCAACGAUUGGAUUGCCUUAAAAGAUCUAAUCGACAAUGGCAAGCUAUCCUUGAUAAAAAAACUGGUUCCCGAAGAGAAGAACCAAGAGGACAAAAAAGCAGCUGAUGAAACAUCAGCCGAUGAUGAAGAUUUCUUUGCCUCGCUUGGAAAGGAGAAAAACAUCAUGGCCGAUUUCGUUCCAAGUGGGGAGUUUACAUUGGCCAAUGAUGGAUCAUUUGAAAGCCAGACAGCAGAAAAAUUAUUGGCAGGAAAGAACGAGGAAGCUAUUGAACAAUGCAUCAAAGACGACCACAUACUGGAGGCCCUCGUCAUCGCACUCAACGGCUCUGAAAGUAUGAAGAAGAAGGUGAAGAAUGCAUACUUCUCGAAGUACUCGUCUAAGUCAAUAUUGGCUAGAGUGUUGUACAGUGUGUCGAAUGGAAACGUCGGAGACAUAGUUGAAAACGCAGACAUUGGUUCUUGGAAGGCAAUUGCAAGUUCUGUACUGGCUCAUUCUGAAGGGAAACCGGAGUUCAACGAUAAUUUCGUUAAGCUGGGAGAUAGGCUUUUGGCAUCCAAAAGUUCAAACGCCCGAGACAAUGCUAUCGCAUGUUACAUUGCCGGCGACGCAUUAGAUAAAGUUUCGGCCAUCUGGGUUUCCGAGUUGGAAGAUCUGGAAUCUUUCUUUUUGAAACUGGAGGACGAGAGUAGCACCCCUGCAGAUGCACGUUUCAAAGCUCUAGAGGAGACCAUUGAGAAAGUUUUGGCCUACCAGUCGACCAAUCUUGCGACAAUUCGCUCCUCGCCGGAAAGCCUGGAAGGUUUGGGUCAUGCCUACAGAGAAUACGCGGAGGCUCUUGUCAAUAAUGGACACUUUGACCUGGCCAGCCAGAUUCUGGAGAGGAUACCAGAUACUGUUCCUGGCAUGAAGCUGGAAAAAGAUCGCAUUUCCAAGUCGCUCAACAAAAGGCAGAAUACCGUCAAACCAAAGGCAUAUGGCGGAGUUUCACAAGCAUCUCCUUACAGUGCUCCACAGGCACAAGCAUACACUUCUGUUGCACCUUCUGUUCCAGCAAAUGGUACCGGUGUCAGUCAGCACAUCAAACCAAACAGCCAAGCUACCUCAUUCAAUCCAUACAGUGCUGCUGCAUCGCGUGCCGCAUCGGUUGCAACCCCAGUUCCCUCUAAGGUGCCUGCCGCGGCACCAACGGGCCUGGCAGCUAAUCCGUAUGCACCAAGAACAGCACUAGAUUCACUGAAACUGCAGAAGUCUCCACAGCCUGGCCAUACAACACUGGCAUCGUCCAUGACUCCGCCUCCUCCUCCUAAGACGGCAUUAAAAAAAGAUGUUGGAGGGUGGAAUGACUUGCCUAGCACUUUGAGCUCACAACCGGCCAGGAAGACAUCUGUUCCAUCCGUUCCCUCAGCCUACAAUUUCCAUGCCAUUCAAGAACAGAGCAACGCGCCUCCUAUCUCGAGAACCUCGUCUCAACAGUUCGGAGUGCCUCCUCCUCCUCGUACCCUGAGUAAUACCUCAAUGACCAAGACCACUCCACCACCUCCUGCAAGCAGCGUGCAUCAGCCUCCUAAACCUAAUAAAUACGGACCAACGGGCUCUGCUGUCCAGUCGCCUCAACUUGCAGAAACGGCCGAGCUGUCCACCCCAUCAAGUGGCAGAAAUACUCCUUUCAACCCAUACGCACCGAAGGUGAACAACCAGGCUAUGGAUCCUGCUAAGAUUCCUCAAGCUUCUCCGAAGAUUCAGACAGGAGCGCCUCCAGUUGCGUUCCCUGGUGUGAAUGCUGCGAUGCCACCACCCCCAAGAAAUCCGUAUGCUCCAAAGCAGGCAGAGACUGUUUUUCCUGCUCCAGGAAUUCCAUCUGCCACCAGCAACAUAAUCCCACCUCCGGUGACUAACAUUAUACCUGCUGCUGCUAGCCAGGCCGUGCAUUCAGCUUACAGCCACACGGAUUCCAUGCCGCCACCUCCACCAUCAUUCAAAGCACAAACUCCGGCAGCGUCUCCACCACCGUCGGCCCCCAAAUACCCUUCGGGCGAUAGAUCACAUAUUCCUGAAUCGGCCCAGCCUAUCUACCAGGUAUUGACCAGCGAGCUGGACAAGCUGAAGACCAAAAUUCCAGAAAAGUUCUCUAAGCAUCUGGCUGACUCCGAGAAGAGAAUCAAUAUUCUGUUCGAUCAUCUCAAUAACGAGGACUUGCUGAGCCAGCAAACCAUCCAGGAACUGGUGUCGCUAUGUGAGGCAAUGACAAAGUCCGACUACGCGACGGCGGCAGCCUUGCAAAAUCAGAUAGCCGUGGAGCACGUUGGCGAGUGUGGCGACUGGAUGGUCGGCGUGAGACGACUGGUCACUAUGGCUGAAGCUGUUAACCAGUAA